AGGAAGGGAACUGUCAACCCCAGCAUGGUCCACCCCAGUGGUGCACAUGGGCAUAACCAGCUCAUAUCGGUCCGACCACGUGGAUCGAGACCUGUAUCUGUCAUGCCUACCAUCCCCGCUGACGCACCGCUGCCUUCAAGGUAUCAGCGGUCGUCGUCUAACCCUUCGUCGUUGUCUGCACUCCCCUCCCCUACCCGAGAGAAGGAUGAUCCAGAAGAAGAAGCAGGGAGAGAAGCGCAAAGAAGAGGAGAAAGAGACGCCGAAGAGGAAAGAGAGCGACAGGGAGAAAGAGAGGCAGAAAGAGAAAGAGAAAGGAGAAAGAUAUCCGACCAUCCUCCCCAACUUCCUCAACUGGUCUUGACCACAAGCGGGGAGGGGUUCGAAACACUCCUCCCACUACUCUCUGCCAGUGAGGAAAGCAGAAGCAGCGGCGUUUCCUCCAGCCUCUAUUCCAGCCUCUCAUCGGGGACGCUGGUGUCCUUCCCCCUCCUUUCAGAGGCGGAUCGUUUCACACCAGACAAGUCCUCCGAUCCCUCCAGUCCCUCCCCUAACCCCUUAUCUCCCUCUACCACCCCUGCCCAGUCACCGGUAUCCCACACGCCCCCGAGCACUCCCCCCUUCAAGCCCACACUUCCAUCCACCCUCUACUUGCAGGACGACCUACCUUCCCCAGCGGACGACCUCCCCCGCAGUAGCCCCCUCCGACCCGUCUCAAGCCGAACACCAGACCCGACACCUCCGAGCCCGGAAGACGUCGACUGGGGAAAGCUGGAGCGUAUUAUGGGCACUUGGAGAGCGGGACAGAGAGCGAGGAGCCGGGAGGUGGUGGAGGUGGUUAGGAAGGGCGAGGAGGAGAGGAAGAGGAGGUCCAUGUUUCCUGGGGGCAUGGAUGGGUGAGGUGCGAAGCAGAGGAGGCCGUCGGAACGACAAGCCCGCAGCAAGGCUUGUCGGCGAACGGCAUAUUGGCGACCUUCAACAGUCCACGCCAUAUAUGAAAGAAGUCUCCGCCGAUUCAUUAUAUCCGCCCACUUUGCUGGUCUGCUAGGGAGACCGAGUAACCAGCAGUCGAAGACACGAGACCAAGAUCUCAACAUCAAUAAGAUUUCACAUACUACCGCAUGUUUUCGAAGCAAAUUGAAAUUGGACGCUACAAACGUCGACUAGGCACUGUAGAUAUUUCAGGUGGUCACCAAGGAUGUGCACCACACUUCAC
Molecule: messenger RNA, 1213 nt
Organism: Dacryopinax primogenitus
Lineage: Eukaryota; Fungi; Basidiomycota; Dacrymycetes; Dacrymycetales; Dacrymycetaceae
Exons: 1
Coding region: 47-361 (104 amino acids)
Source: RefSeq, a predicted model, not a curated record